CCCCCCCGGCGAUUCCCACGCCCGCACCCCUCAGGCCGAGAGCCGCCAGAGCUGAGGCGCACCCACAACACAGCACACACAUCACACAGACUGUCCAUGAUGCGCACGAAAAGGAAACUUUUCCCACUGACGCCCCUGCCACGUGUACAUACAUCGCAUCGUCGGCAUACUCGACAUGCACCCCUCACCGGCGACUCUCAAGCCCUCACCCCUUGGGCUCGAAGAACGCCGGAGCUGACGACGAAAAGCCUCGACUCAUCAAGAGAAUGAAAUGUGAUGUAGAAAGCAGGGCUACAAGAACCUCGUCUCUCCACUGCCUACAGGGACACCUCCUUCUGAUGCCCUUCGUCAUCCCCCUCGUCAACAAUUCAUGAGAACAUGGUGAUACAUACGUUGUGGAAAAAGUGGGGGUGUGGCAUGCGGGAAAAGGGGCUUAAACCAGUGAGUAGUAGAACCAGUGAGUAGUAGCAGGCUACUGUGCCACGUGGGGUCUCUUGACGAGGCAGUUGCGGAAUCCCCCCUCAAUCUCAGCACGGUCGAGGUUUCUGCACACACAACACAUUCAUUGCGGUCACCCUCCGCGGACCCGAUACGAGGAGAACUGACCUGCCGAUGAAGACCAGCUUGCACGAACGGGUCUCGGAUGGCUUCCACUCGUCCUGUGGGAUGCCGCUGCAAGAUGGUGACAUGACAGGGGGAGCAUGAUCGAUAAAUGAGCAGCAAGCGAUGUCCGUAGUCACCUGAAGAGCAUGUGGAUUCCCUGGAACACGAACUUCGAGUCUUGGCCUUCCACGGCCAGCACUCCCUUCAUGCUGCACGCACGGGCCAGAGUGACAGCCACUUAUGCCUUCCUGUGUCAAACCUCUUGGCCUACCGGAAGAUAUCUACGCCCUUGUUCUUCAGGAUGUGCCCGAGCCAGGCGUUCAGUUUGCCCUCAUCCACCUCGCCGACCAGGUCGAUACCGAUGCUCGUCACCGACUCGUCGUGCUGCGUGCACGCACACCGACCGGCCCACGUGACGUGACACGUGUACAUGCAUGUAUGUGUGCACCAUGCCGGUGGGGCACGUACUCAUCUCACCGACCUGGUGCUCCUGGCCAUCCUUCAGAAACUCACUGUCCAUAUCGAGGACCUGGGGGACACGGAUGAGGGGGACAGUAAAGUGAUCGACCCACGUGUGAGUGAGCACCUUGUCGAGCGAGAACGCACGGAUGCCGAGGAUGCCGUUGAUAGUGCUCUCCAGGUUAGUGGCCACGUUGAGCGUCGUCUUGACGAUUGGAGCGAAGUUGUUGAUGGCGCGAAUUCUCUCCUCGACCUGGGACAGAUACGGGGCAUCGACGAGGUCGAUCUUGUUGAGCAAAAUGCGGUCCGAAAACGCCAGCUGCACACACGCACACACAUGUAUUCCGCGGAGGCACGGGAGUGCAGCGAGCGAUGGAUGGAUGCAGAUUGGCGUACGCAGGUACCUGCUCGAUGGCCUCGUUCUCUACGCCCUCAGGUUUCUCGUCGUCCAAGUGCUGGAUGAUGUGCUUGGCGUCGACGACGGUCUGCACACACCACACCACACCACACCACACCACACGAGGCAGAGGACACAGAGAGUGCAGGUCAGGUGUGGUGCGAUCAGUUUCUUUGCGUCGCCUCACCACUAUACCGUCCAGACGAAUUCUCGCCUGGAUGUAGUCGUCGACCUGAGUGUUUUAAGUAAGGACAUGGGAUGUAUGGAUGGGGCACACCACACGUGUGGACGAGUGAGACGGAUAUGCAUAUAUGCGUACGAAGAACGUCUGAGCAACAGGUGCGGGAUCCGCCAGGCCUGAUGGAUGGCAGAGACCAGUAGGGUUGUUGACGCAUGCCCACUGUCCACUCCGUUCUCGCGGAAAGUGUCGUACGUACCUGUGGUCUCUAUCAGGAUGUGGUCGACACGCCCAUCGGCGCGGCCGCUGCAGACACACAGAAGACGGACCAGGUGCCCUCGGCGUGAAUUAUUAGUCGUUCCACGGCUCCAAUGCAGGUACCUCUUGAGGAUCUUCUUGAGCCCCUCCACCAGGUCGCCACGGACUGUGCAGCAGAUGCAGCCAUUGUUCCUGACGCACGCACAGCACGGGGCAAGAGGCGGGUGAGGGGAGGACAUACAUGAGUCGAGUGGGUGGUGGGAUGCGUACGCACAUUUCUAUGAUCGUCUCCUCCUCCUUGAGGGCUUUCGUCACGAGGGCGUCAUCGAUGCCAACCUCGCCGAACUCGUUCUGUUCCAUACACACACCGCACAACAAACAUGCCCCACACGCGCAUGACUCGACGCUGUGGUUUCUCUCCGCACCUCGAUGAUAGCGAUGCGCUUGUCGCCCUUCCAGUCGCGCAGGAUAUGGUUGAGCUGCAUUGCAUGGAGGAGAACACACGUAUUCAUCGCAAACUCUUGCGCAAGCCACACCCCCAACAUAGCAUAGCUACCAGUGUCGUCUUGCCACUGCCCAGGAAGCCUUGGAUGACGAUGCGCACGAUUGACAUCAAGUGAACGAAAGGGAAAGUGGAGAGACGUGUGUUUGUGCUUGUGUUUGUGUGCAUUCCUCACGCACCUGUCAGCACAGUGGCUGGGAUCUUGGCGUCCUCCUGCUGCGAGUAGCUCUUGCCCUCCAUCGCCAUGACUUCCUCGGUCUCCUGACGCAGCUCCUUGGCACGCUCAUGAUCGGGUGCGACCGAGAUGACGGCAUCCAGCUCGAGCUUAGCCCUCUUGUGAGCACCGAGGUUGCUGAGCACCUCCGACCGCGUGAGGAACAGCGGCACGAGCUCGGAUACCACCUUGGCGUCGCCGGUCUGCUGGCGCGCGGCGUCCAGGAACUUCUUUGGGUCUGCGCAAAAGGCAAACAAACACGACAUGCGACGGGCGACCGACGCCGCUCACUCGUCAAGCUUACUUACCGCGCAUGGAAAUGGACUCCAAGCCCAAGGAUGCAGCGUACAUGUCGAUGGCUUUGUUGAUGAUCUGGAUGGCCUGAUAUCAGGGGAGGGGGGGAGGGCAGACAGGGUGCAUGAAGGAGGUGCAGAGGGGAACGACCCGCAGUACGUACGUACCAUGAAGUAGUCGUUGUCCACCUUGAGGACCGCCUCCGCUGCCGCGGCAAGAUCCUUCCACGAGGUGGCUAGAUGCAGACACAGACAGACAGACAGACAGAGCACAUCCGUCCGUCCCAAAUAGAUUGCCUCCCCUCCCCUCCCCUCCUCCGUGUGUUGUGCUGUGUACAUAUACCCGAGCCUGCAACACAUCACAACACAACACAACGCAUCACAACACGACACAACACAACACCAGCGGCGUUGGCGGCCUGCCUGCGUCCUGUGUGUGUGUCUGUGUGUCCCAGCCCCCCGGUGACCCAUUCACUCACUUGACAGGCGGUCCAUCAUCUCCCUGACUCUGCUCAUCAUGCUGUUGGCGAAACCUGACAUGGUGGAGAAGUUGCCCAAAACCAGGGGUGUGACAACUCAGAGGGAGGGCAGGGACGGCUGGGGGAACGAUCUAUAUUCAAGCAGCAGCAGCAGCGGUUACAGGGAGCUCUAGGCGGCCUGACAUGGGGUUUGCAACCG
Vitrella brassicaformis is the source of this 3582-nucleotide messenger RNA. NCBI's taxonomy places the organism in Eukaryota, Vitrellaceae. The record is from the annotation of a GenBank genome assembly.